Molecule: messenger RNA, 585 nt
Organism: Cutaneotrichosporon cavernicola
Lineage: Eukaryota; Fungi; Basidiomycota; Tremellomycetes; Trichosporonales; Trichosporonaceae
Gene: RHO1
Exons: 7
Coding region: 1-585 (194 amino acids)
Biological process (GO): small GTPase-mediated signal transduction
Cellular component (GO): cytosol
Molecular function (GO): GTPase activity; GTP binding; protein kinase binding
Source: RefSeq, a predicted model, not a curated record
AUGUCCGGCGAGAUCAGGCGGAAGCUCGUUAUCGUCGGUGACGGUGCUUGCGGCAAGACGUGUCUUCUGAUCGUCUUCUCCAAGGGCAUGUUCCCUGAGGUCUAUGUUCCCACCGUCUUCGAGAACUACGUUGCCGACGUCGAGGUUGACGGCAAGAAGGUUGAGCUGGCCCUUUGGGAUACCGCUGGCCAGGAGGACUACGACCGUCUCCGUCCCCUCUCGUACCCCGACUCUCACGUCAUCCUGAUCUGCUUCGCGAUUGACUCGCCCGACUCGCUGGACAACUGGAUCUCGGAGGUGCUUCAUUUCUGCAACGGCCUCCCCAUCAUCCUCGUUGCUUGCAAGAAGGACCUUCGCGACGACCAGAAGACCAUCAGCGACCUUGCCCGCAUGAACCAGCGCCCCGUCUCGCGCCAGGAGGGUCUUGCUGUUGCCCAGAAGAUCGGUGCCCAGGGCUACGUCGAGUGCUCGGCCAAGUCUGGCGACGGUGUCCGUGAGGUCUUCCAGACCGCUACCCGCGCUGCUCUGACUUCCAAGAAGUCCAAGACGAAGAGCGGCAGCAAACCCAAGUGCGUCGUGCUCUAG